AUGGAGGGUUGCGUAAAGAUUAGGUUGAGUAGUCAAGGGGAUGAAGUGCAAACUUCAAAAUCUCCGUGUGCUUGGUCCUGGAUUGAAUCCUUUCGCUCCCUACAACAUGGAAUGACCCAAGAUUAUUUCUUGGUUCCAAAUGGCCAUCGGAGGCGCAUCAGACGCUCCAUCAGUUGUGGGAACGAUAGGGACGACAGAGGCUGGACUAUGCUUCAUGUUGGUGCUCGGAAAGGGGAUCUUAAAGAGGUUAAAAGGCUUCUUGAUGAAGGAAUGGAUGCAAAUGUUGCAGCAUUAGGCCCUAAAUCGCAUGGGGUAACCCCUCUUCAUCUUGCUGCAAAAGGUGGUCAUGUAAAGGUUAUGGAUGAGCUCCUUGAACGUGGUGCUAAUAUUGAUGCAAGAACCAAGGGCGCUUGUGGCUGGACUCCACUACACACUGCUGCAAAAGAGAAAAACAGAAAGGCGAUAACAUUUCUGAUUGAAAAUGGUGCAUUCUUGCCUGAUAACAUGGAGGAUACCAGGUUUAAUCCACCAGUCCACUACUGCCAUGGUCUGGAAUGGGCUUAUGAUGAGAUGAAACGUGUUCAACAAGAAAGUGGCUCAGGCUCAUCAUCUGGAGAAGGAGAGGGCUCAUACAGCUCUGAAAGCUAAGUGUUUGACUUUCAAGUAAACAUGUAUUGUUGACCACAAACUAUAUAAAUAUUUCUGUUGCUUGGUUUGGGUGUUUGUGUGUGUUGACUAUGUGAAGAGUAUGAUUGAAGUUGGUUUGUCUUGUUGAGAAUCUUGAGAUCCAUGGAUUUGAUUGUCGAUAGAAUUGGUCUUAAUAAAUGAUAGAAUUGGGUUUAUUUGAAUGUUAAAAGGG
Molecule: messenger RNA, 859 nt
Organism: Lactuca virosa
Lineage: Eukaryota; Viridiplantae; Streptophyta; Magnoliopsida; Asterales; Asteraceae
Source: the annotation of a GenBank genome assembly